Anisakis simplex (herring worm) is the source of this 300-nucleotide messenger RNA. Lineage: Eukaryota; Metazoa; Nematoda; Chromadorea; Rhabditida; Anisakidae. The record is from the annotation of a GenBank genome assembly.
CCGAAUACAGCGAUCGGCCAGAAAGCCAACUGGCAAUGUGAUAAAAGGGCGACACCUCAAGAUGCUUCGUUCAUAACUAAGCCAGCAGCAAGUUUCUUCAAUGGGUCGAACUGGAUGGCAUCUGUAGAGGGCAAAGAGACCGGAUUUUUCUUAAAUGCGCUUCAAGUCCCAUCUGCUGAGGAUACAGCCGUCAUUCAAGCGUCUGGAAGCAAUCGUAUGCUCAUCGAUGAUUUUAUUGAACUGGACGCAUUCUAUUUCUCGAAUGAGGUCAGUGAACUAAAUCUCCAUGUAGCUACCUAA